AUAUUAUAAACAUUUCCUCCACCAUAAUUAGCGGCACCCUCUGUAAAAGGAAACUAGCGCGUCUAAUCCCACGCGCCCCCACACCUCAAAACCCUCAUCUUCUUCAUCCACCCCUUUCAGAUCUUCAACCUGCUCUGACAACACUCAUCAAUGGCGGUCAGACUAAACUCACUCCACCUCAUCACAUACCUCACAUUCACAUUCCUCAUCUCCUCCACACACUCUCAACAACUCUACACAAACUUCUACCAGAAAUCAUGCCCUAGAUUCGACCAGAUUAUGCAGGAAACCACCACAAACAAACAAAUCAACUCUCCGACCACCGCCGCCGCCGCUCUCCGCCUCUUUUUUCAUGACUGCCUCGUCGAAGGCUGUGACGGAUCUAUAUUAAUCUCCUCCACACACUUCAGCAAAGCUGAACGUGAUGCCGAUAUCAAUUUAUCCCUUCCUGGCGACGGUUUUGAUGUCGUUGUUAGGGCGAAAACCGCUCUCGAACUCGCUUGUCCUGGUGUCGUCUCCUGUUCAGAUAUCCUCGCUGUUGCUACUCGCAAUCUUGUUACCAUGAUGGGCGGACCCUUCUACACCGUCAAAUUAGGUCGUAGAGACGGAUUAGUUUCACGCGCCUCGCGCGUUAAUCUACCUAAACCUUCAAUGCCGAUGAAUCAACUGAUUGAAAUCUUCACAUCUAGAGGCUUCACAAUCCAGGAAAUGGUGGCGUUAUCCGGCGCUCACACAAUCGGACUAUCUCACUGUACGGAAAUCAGAUCUGAUAUCUACAACUACAGCCGGACGUCACCGAUCGAUCCGUCGUUGAACCGGCGGUACGCCGAGGGUUUGCGAUCUGCGUGUGCGGAUUACCGGAAAAAUCCGUCCUUAUCGGUGUUUAAUGACGUCAUGACGCCGAGAAACUUCGAUAACGCGUAUUUCCAGAACCUUCCGAGAGGUUUAGGAGUGUUGAAAUCGGAUCGGGCGUUGGUGAUGGAUCCGAGAACGAGGCCGUUUGUGGAGUUGUAUGCGAGAGAUCAGAAGGCGUUCUUCGAGGCGUUCGGUCGAGCGAUGGAGAAGUUGAGUUUGUAUGGUGUGAAGACUGGCCGGAGAGGUGAAAUCCGGCGCCGGUGUGAUUCGUUUAAUUAGGUCAGAUUGUUUGUUGAGGAAGAUAUUUUUCAAUGGUUUUUAUUGAAUAUAUUAUUUAUUAUUAUUCUCUGUUUUAACGGUAAAGGUUAUAUAAUCUGUAUACUAAAAAGGUUGUUUUUUGGUGACUAAAUAAUAAUAAAGUUUAAACCUAAAA
Molecule: messenger RNA, 1288 nt
Organism: Helianthus annuus (common sunflower)
Lineage: Eukaryota; Viridiplantae; Streptophyta; Magnoliopsida; Asterales; Asteraceae
Product: peroxidase 31
Exons: 2
Coding region: 151-1134 (327 amino acids)
Biological process (GO): response to oxidative stress; hydrogen peroxide catabolic process
Molecular function (GO): heme binding; peroxidase activity
Source: RefSeq, a predicted model, not a curated record